This is a messenger RNA of Funneliformis caledonium, 136 nucleotides long. Lineage: Eukaryota; Fungi; Glomeromycota; Glomeromycetes; Glomerales; Glomeraceae. The record is from the annotation of a GenBank genome assembly.
CCUGGGUCAAACCUGGGUACUAGCGGUACAUGCACGAAAAGGUCAAUGUGCGAGUGGGAGCAAACUGUCAGUAUUCUCUUCGGAUGAUAUAAAUCUGGAAAUGGACCUAUCAGCGCAUCUAUCAAAUCGUAAUUAA